Molecule: messenger RNA, 2792 nt
Organism: Syzygium oleosum
Lineage: Eukaryota; Viridiplantae; Streptophyta; Magnoliopsida; Myrtales; Myrtaceae
Exons: 5
Coding region: 328-2517 (729 amino acids)
Source: RefSeq, a predicted model, not a curated record
CAGUCCUCUCUCCUCACGUGACAAGCUCGAAAAGGCCAUUCCUUCACCCAUUAGAAUAACACUGUCCGGUAACGGUAGCAGUCCCCACCUGGUAACCAUGCGUCAUCUCCGAACUAUCGUUCUCCUUCUCGUCGUUCAAACACCAACUCCAAUAACACACUCGCUCUCGACGCAGCUCCCUCAAAACUGCAGGUUCGUCAGGUUCGUCCUCGAUCCUCGUCGUGUGGGUUUUACGUUACGCUCCCUCGUAGAACUCUUAAGUCUGUAGGUGGGUUUGUUUGUUUUUCUACUGGGGGGGCGUGUGUGGUUUCUGGCGUCGGUGCUUCGAUGGAGAAAUUCUCCGGCGAGAUGAAGCGGGCGGAGCUGCAGAAGCAGGCCCUUUUCAAGACGUACGAGCAAGUGCAGUCGCAGGCGUCCUCCGUCCUCUUGUUCACGCUCCAGUGGAAGGACCUGGAGGAGCGCUUCGACGGCAUCCGGAGCUCGCUCGAGCGCCGCGCCGAGGAGCUCCGCGAGGGCGAGAGGUCGCUCGCGGAGCGGGAGGAGGGGCUGCGGUCGGCGCGGCGGAGGGUCGAGGAGCGCGAGGAGGAGGUGCGGAGGAAGGAGGUGGAGCUGAGGUCGGUGGAGACGCGGCUUGAGGAAUGCGAGGAUGAAGAGAGGAAGGAGGAGAGUGGAUUGGUUCUGAAGCGAGAGGUGCUUAGCGAGUGUGACUCGCUGAUCAGGGACAAGGAGAAGGAGCUGCGUUCUCUCAUGCAGGCGACUGAGGAAUGUCGCAGGGAUUAUGAAUCGACGGAGGAGGAGGUGGAGAAACUGCGACAUGAAUUGGACUCGAAGGAGAAGAAAGUCAGGGUGGUGCAGAGUUUGCUCGAGGAAAAUGCUCGGGAACUUGAUGUAAAAGUGGAGGAGUUGGGUUCGGUGAAACGUUCUCUUGACGAGUGCUCUAGGGCGGUUCAAAUGAAAAGGGAGGAAUUGAGUGUGGUGCAUCGUCGGCUCGACCACAGUUUGGAGGCUCAUGAAGAGAAUGAGAAGAGGCUGAGGGUUCUGGAGCGCACCAUCAAAGAGCGCGAUGAGGAGGUCGCCAUGAAAGCCGGAGAAUUGCAGUCUCUCAAAGAUAAGAUAAAGGACUGUCAUGUUGAACUCAAAUUGAAGGAGGAGGAAUUCAGAGGAAUUUGUAAAUCCAUCGAAAAGCGAUCCAAGGACCUUGAAUCAAAAGAGUGUCAACUCCAUUCUUUGGAUAUACUAAUCGAAGAGCACAAAGAGGAGGUCAAAUCCAAAAGGAAGGAGUUUGAGGAAAUCAACAGGUUGAUCAAUGAGCGCUUCACGGCACUUGCUUUGAAGGAUAGGGAACUGGAGUCCAUUGAAACGUCAAUUGGGAAGCGCUCCAGGGAAAUGGAGUUGAGAGAGAAGACUAGUGGCCAUCCUGGGGUAAUGCCGCAAAAUUGGAAAUGCCCAUAUGGACCUGCUCUAGCUUCAUGUCUAAAUUCUCAAUCCACAAUUGCUCAUGAUGGAAAGCAAAUGCAGAUGUUCAUCUAUCGACAUUUUUGGGAGCUUAAUAGAGUGUGCCAUAAGUUGCUGGAGAUUAUUCAAACAUCAGCUAAUGCUGCAACGUUGGUAUUAGAUGCCAUGGAAGGGUUUUACCCCCAAGAUUCAGGAAAUAGAGAUGGCUUCCUAGAUAUUGGGAUGAUUAGAAGGAGUUGUAUCUUCCUGUUGGAGAAUUUAAUACGAUCCUCAGCAGAGAUUAAGCCUCAGCAGAAGGAAGCUGCAAUGAAACUGGCCGUUGAAUGGAAAGGGAAGCUGAAAUUUUCGCCAUCACUGGAGCAUCCUUUGGAGUUUCAAAUAGCACAGGAAUUGCAGGUCCUUAGUUCUUCAGCAGUGCUGCCUGGUUCUUUUGGAUCUAUUCAACAUUGGCAAAAAAAGACCGAGGAACCAGAAAAUUUUGCUGUGCACAAUGCAGACGAUUCUUCUGUUGUUAAUCCACCACUACCAACUGUCUCAGUGAGAAAAGACUUGCAGCAUUUUCAAACCGAGCUUUUGAGUGAGAUUACUAUGAUAUGUGAACAAAUCUCACAUAAAUUGCAAAACUCAUCUGACCCUGCAAAACUUGUUCUUGAUGUUUUUGCGGGGUCUUAUACUCAAUACUCAGACAGUAAGGAUAUGAAUUUGGAGACAGACGUUUUGAGGAGUCAAAUUGUUCUGUUAGAGCAGCUAGUGAGAAUUCCCCCUUUAAUAACUGAUGAGGUUCAAGAAGGAGCAAUGAAGCUGGCGAGAGAAUGGAAAGUGAAACUGUCAGAUAAACCCAAGAGCGGUCUGGAGGUUUUGGCAUUUCAGCAUUUCUUGGCAGCAUACAAUUUGGUUUCUUUGUUAAAUGAGAGUGAGAUUCUAAAACUAGCGGAAAUUGUUUCACCGAACAAUGACGCUCCUCUGUUGGACCAGAGCCUUGGUCUUGUCAAUGAGAUUACAGCGCACCAGCUAGCGUACCUGCUUCUCUCUCCAGAGUCCAUCAGCAACCGCCCAGAUUGAAGAAGCGUUCCUCUGGGGACCCAGCAAUUGAUGUGCAAUCCCAAGCCCAUGCAGGUAAGUGUAAAUACAAGAUGAACAAUCAGGGACGUCCCAUGUAAUCCUCUUUAGGACUAUUUCUGUGGCUAACUCAUACACCUGGCAUUGCCAGACAAAUCUUAUAUAAUUUCCAAACCUGAGCUUAUUGUUCAAAUCCUUGAAGAACUUGACACAAUGUUUAUUGCGAUGGCCUGCUUCAAUCUAAACACACUUUAUCAAUCAAUUUACUAUUUAAAUGA